AUGCUGAGAUGCUGCACAGUGCGUUGUGGCGUUUGGGACAGUGCGUCUCCCAGAGAGAAGAGCUUCUUGCUGACCUCUCAGUGGUACCCAGAGGUGAGUGCCGCAAUGGACAGAGCAUCGAAUCGUAUAGAGCCGUGGAAGAUAGCAGUCAUUGUUGUGUCGGUGGUAGUAGGCUUAGCCCUCAUCAUUGGAUUGAUUGCAUAUUUUUUGUGCUAUGAUCAGGAGCGAUUUUACAAUACAUCUUUCCUAAUCACCAACGUCCAGUAUGACCGCAAGUUCGAAAGGCAAACCACAGUAGAGUUUGGGAACGUAAGCCACUAUAUUGAAACCAUGAUAUCUGAAGUAUUCAGGGGCUCCUUUCUAAGUAAAAGGUACAUCAGGUCCCAUGUUGUCAGUCUAAGCCCAGAUCCUGGUGGAGUGCUUGCAUCUGUUGUUCUGGUAUUUAAAUUUGCCGCUGGUGACAGUAAGGACACGAGCUGGGGUCUUGUUGACAAGGUGUUACGCGAGAGGCUGCAAACAGUCUCCACGUUCUUGAAUAUUGACCAAUCUACUCUUACACUUACAGAGUUGAAUAAGGAAAAUGGAGAUAACCUUUUAAACAACUGCUGUGGAAUACGAAGACAGACAUUCUCCUUCACAGGAUUGGAGAGAAUAAUUGGUGGGCAGCAGGCACAGACUGGGGAGUGGCCGUGGCAGGCUAGUAUUCAGCUAGAGGGGACCCAUCGCUGUGGUGCAUCAGUGAUCAGUAAUACAUGGCUAGUCACUGCAGCCCACUGUUUUAGAGGGGAAAGUGAUCCUCGGAAGUGGACCGCCAGCUUUGGAAUUCGGCUCAGACCUCCAGAACAGAGAAGACUCGUCCGAAGAAUUAUCGUUCAUGAAAGUUACAACAACCCUGUCUCUGGUCAUGAAUAUGAUGUGGCUGUUGUGGAACUUGCCUCUGCUAUUGAGUUCACGAGUGAUGUGCACAGUGUCUGUCUUCCUGAAGCAUCUCACAUUUUUGCAGCAAACACUUCCUGUUUUGUCACCGGUUGGGGAGCUUUGGAGAAUGAUGGCUCUAGUGUUAAUGAGCUUCGACAAGCAGAAGUGAAAAUUAUAAGCACUCAGAUUUGUAAUAGAAGAGAAGUGUAUAGUGGAGCAAUAACAGCUGGAAUGUUGUGUGCUGGAUACUUGGAGGGGCAGGUGGAUGCCUGCCAGGGUGACUCUGGUGGGCCAUUGGUGCAGGCGAACUCCAGAGGAAUCUGGUAUCUUGUGGGAAUAGUGAGCUGGGGAGAUGAAUGUGGAAAGCGAAAUAAACCAGGAGUGUACACGCGAGUGACUUACUAUCGAAACUGGAUCAACUCCAAAACGGGCAUCUGA
This is a messenger RNA of Opisthocomus hoazin, 1356 nucleotides long. RefSeq names its product transmembrane protease serine 11E. Gene Ontology annotation, cellular component: extracellular region; plasma membrane. Gene Ontology annotation, molecular function: serine-type endopeptidase activity. Gene Ontology annotation, biological process: proteolysis. Lineage: Eukaryota; Metazoa; Chordata; Aves; Opisthocomiformes; Opisthocomidae. The record is from RefSeq and is a predicted model, not a curated record.